CUAACAGGGAAAGCAGAAGAGAGCGCCCAGAGCACACAGUUUGAAAGGUUGCCAAAAGUCAAGAAACUGAUAUCUUUCCCAGAAAAACAAUAGAAGAUAAAAAAAUAAAAAGGCUCUGAAAGGAACUACAUGUGGAGAUUACUACAGCAAUUUCAAGUAAAACAACUUUUAAAGAUUUGGAUUGAAUUAUCAAAUGAUUGGCAGUAAAAGAACGAAACAGAGAAUAAGGCUGAUGGAUCUACCAUUAUCUGUGGUGCAUGUUAUAGUGAUCACAGUUGCAACACUGAUGUUCAUUCAAGGUGCAUAUGGAAAGGCGCUUCCUGGAUAUUUUGAAUCAUUACAAAUAUUAUCCAAUGACGAAGCUCCUCAGUCAGAAAUCCAAAUGAAAUCUAAAAGAUGGCCGUCAAACGAAUAUGCAAAAGGCAACGCUUGGUGGACCAAAAAAUCUGUCACGACACACCUACAGACUGAGGCAAAUGAGGCGACCCUAGAGAAUACCGGUAUGGAAGAAUGCCUGCAGAAAGUGUGCAACCCUCUCUUCGUCUACUGCGUCAAGAGUGCCAGCACCUAUGUACAUGAAUGUUUAGUGCUACACAAGACGUGUAUCGACAGAUGCACAUAUAUUAAGGAAGCGCCUCUGGAACUGAAUGCGACUUAUUAGUGCCACCAUUGGUUUUUUCAUCACUAACCAUCAGUAUUGGAUAACCGUUUUGGCUAACCGCCUACUUGGCUACUUGGGAUUGGUGUCAACGACGAAAAGCUUUGGGUGUUUUGAAAGGAAAGACCUCACCUUUUUAAGUCAUGGACUUGUAUUCAUUGGGAUGUCAAAUUGCUAUUUCGGAUAAGCCGGAAUUACUUCAAACAUUCUUAACCAAAAUGCACUGUCAUUUGAACUUGUACUGUAUCGAUGAUCAAAUUUAUGAAGGAACUUUUCAACGUUCUAUACUGGAGAUGCGCUUUAUAAGUAAAAUGUCUUCUCAGUAUCGGGGGCACCUGGUCUUUUUAUCGCUUUCAAAGGAGAUGAUUAUAACUUUGUCUCUUUUUCAAAAUGUUUGUACAAGAUUUUUAAAAAAAUAAGCGAAAACGAUUUCUUUUUGGUUUUCCUCUUACAACUGUAUGUUUGAUGGCAAUUCAUUUAAAUUGUGUUACUAGUGAGUCACUUUUUGCGUAAUUUGUAUUAAAAAUACACAUUUUAUCUGUUAAAACUUCCCAAUGUCUAUUAGUGCAACCAUUUUGGGCACCUUUUCAUCAUACUAGCACAAAAUCUUUUAUAGGAUCUGUGCCUAGCAGACAUGGAAUUCCACCGAUUCGAUUUAAAUGGAAAAGAAUGAAGGUCAACUCCACCAAAAUGUUAAAUAAAAGAACGAAAAAAGCUGUCAUUGUGAUCUCAUAUCAUGAUAUUCCACGUUGUACCGAA
Molecule: messenger RNA, 1417 nt
Organism: Lingula anatina
Lineage: Eukaryota; Metazoa; Brachiopoda; Lingulata; Lingulida; Lingulidae
Source: RefSeq, a predicted model, not a curated record